Wasmannia auropunctata (little fire ant) is the source of this 2046-nucleotide messenger RNA. It is a transcript of the gene TTLL5, whose product is annotated as tubulin polyglutamylase TTLL5-like. The coding region runs from base 238 to 1980 and encodes 580 amino acids. Gene Ontology annotation, biological process: microtubule cytoskeleton organization; protein polyglutamylation. The transcript has 11 exons. Lineage: Eukaryota; Metazoa; Arthropoda; Insecta; Hymenoptera; Formicidae. The record is from RefSeq and is a predicted model, not a curated record. Gene Ontology annotation, cellular component: cilium. Gene Ontology annotation, molecular function: tubulin binding; tubulin-glutamic acid ligase activity.
GACUGUACGCGGACAUUUAGCAUUCGAUUGACAGAGGUAGGCAAUGUAGGACUAGACAUAGGCCGCGUAGGUAGUACUCGUUGCGCUCUUCUACAGUAUGGCUACGAUUAGUGCCGGCUGCAAUUUGCGUCUGCAAGUGUUGUAAAAUAAAGUCAUGGUUAUCGCAAUGCGCCGUCGGUUCACCAAAUAUAAAAUUGACGGACAAUAAGUCACUAUCUCAACGAAUCGCGAUAAAUCAUGAUAUCCCAAAGAAAGUAUUCCAAUGUAACAGGAAGAUUGAAAGGGAAGCGUUCAAAAGAGCUCAUGUCCUCUUCCAGUCUUUCUGGUAUGUCGCAGUUAUCCAAUAGUAGCGAGGAAGCAUUGGAAGCUUUGGUACACAAAUCUGAUAAUACAGAAAACACAACGAAUGAAAGAAAUGCAAUAAACAACGAAUGGUUAUUAAAUGGACCAAAUGGAAGCAAGACUCCUGUUUUACGCUUCAAAUGUUCCGCUUUAGCUACGCCACCAAAAGAUCCACCUGCGAAGCAGCUACAUAUGACCUACAAGAUCUUUCAAACUGAUACUAGACUCAUCAAUCUUCUGCUGCAAUCACAUGGCUUAAUGGAGGUUCCUAUGAAUGAGACAGAUUUUAACGUACUGUGGAUGGGAAGUCAUCCAAAGCCGGAUAUCUUGCGGAACUUGAUGCCUUAUCAAAAAGUAAACCAUUUUCCUAGGUCUUAUGAAAUUACCCGUAAGGAUCGCCUUUACAAAAAUAUUGAAGCUAUGCAGAGGAGUAAGGGCCUUCGAAAUCUCGAUUUUAUACCCCAGACAUUUCUAUUGCCUACUGAAACCAGAGACUUGAUUUCGGCGCAUUUCAGAUAUAGAGGACCAUGGAUCGUCAAGCCUAAAGCCAGUUCGCGAGGCCGUGGCAUUUACAUUGUUAAUAAUCCUGAGAAGAUCCUGACAGAUGAAUCGGUUAUUGUGGCACAGUACAUAAAUAAUCCGCUUUUAAUCGACGGACACAAAUGUGAUUUACGUCUCUAUGUAGCUGUAACGAAUUACGAUCCCUUGCUAAUUUAUUUAUACGAGGAAGGUUUAGUCAGAUUUGCAGCUGUUAAAUAUGACGGCAGAAGUCAAUAUAUUUGGAAUCCUUGCAUGCAUCUUUGCAAUUAUAGCAUAAACAAAUUCCACGUGGAUUAUAUAAAGAGUGAAGAUCCUGAUGCCGAGGAUGUAGGACACAAAUGGACAUUGUCGGCAUUACUUAGACAUUUACGCUCAAUGGGUCAAGAUACGGAAUCGCUUAUGCAGCGAAUAGAAGAUAUUAUCAUAAAGUCAAUUCUUGCCACUGCAUCUGGAAUCGUCAGUGGCUUGAAGCAAUUCGUGAAACAUCCUGAGACAUGUUUUGAGCUAUUUGGCUUCGAUAUACUAAUCGAUGAUACGCUGAAGCCGUGGCUAUUGGAAGUAAAUUUAACUCCUUCAUUGGGAUGCGAUUCACCACUAGAUGUUAGACUGAAGUCAGCUUUAAUGGCUGAUUUACUUACUCUCGUCGGCGUAGCUGCUGUCGAUCCAAUCUUGCGUUCUCAAAAUUUAAAUCGUGCUGCCGUAAAUUCCAAUAAAAAGAUAACUAGUUAUAGAAGAGUACAAUCUGCGGAAACAUUGCUUCAAGGAAGAAAGAAUAGAAAUAAUAAAAGUAAAACAGGUUUAAGCUCGGAACAACAACGAAUAGUAGCGUCUGCAAAAGCGCAGUUCGAAAGAAGAGGCGGAUUUGUUAGGAUAUUUCCAAGUCCGAAAUCUUGGGAACUUUACUCGCAAUACUUAGAUCCAAUUACAGGUGCACCAAUGAUAUCGGAUCCGCUAGGUCCAAGAAGAUUACCCCAACAUAUUAAUACGAAUCAUAAUCUUAUGUUGCAUGAACAAUUAUUUCCUGCAGCCAAUCGUAUUACUGGCUAUAUUAUUCCAGAAGUGACAUUAGAUAGAUUAUCUAGGUAUGGAGCAUCAUAAUUAUUUCACAGAUAUUAUAGAUUAGCCACAUUUUUGUUCAUAAAACUAUUUUUUUUUUUCGUAUAG